AUAAACUUUAUUUACUCUGAUGGUUAACGAUAAACUGUGAGGGGGGUCAGCACUGAUCCACUACGGUCCGUUACACCACUAGUGUUUGUGUGCUCCCAGUCUUAUACCAUUCGUGACUGAUGAGACCGCUCGGCGUAAACGUAUCAAAAGACGUGUUUUAAAAUGAGAACGUGGUAUUGUGGCUGUAACCUCACGAGAGUCACGUAAAGAUGUCGACCUUUAACCUUUUGAUCUUGUCCUCAGCACACCGACAUGCCGGAGGAGAUGAGGGUGGAGACCAUGGAGCUCUGUGUGACGGCCUGUGAGAAGUUUGCCACCAACAACGAAAGUGCAGCGAAGAUGAUCAAAGAGUCCAUGGACAAGAAGUUCGGCAGCUCGUGGCACGUGGUGAUCGGAGAAGGCUUCGGCUUCGAGGUGACGCACGAGGUGAAGAACCUGCUCUACAUGUUCUUCGGAGGGAGUCUGGCCGUGUGUGUGUGGAAGUGUUCGUAGCCCCGGAGGCCCCGCCUCCUCUGGACGAGGUCACUGCGCUGGGAACGAAAACACCGGCUGGCAGCCUGUCGCCGGUCUGUGUGACGCCGGCUGCUGUGGCAGAAAAUAAAAACCCUCUUUUGGAGAUCUCUCUCUUUCCGUCCGUCUCUGAAGCUGUAACCACGGAUCUGAACAUUUGUGAGCGUGCAUGUGAAACAACACAGCCACAGUCCUCAAUCCUCCUCUUCAGGGAGUGUGUGUGUGUGUGUGUGUGUGUGUGUGUGUGUGUGUGUGUGUGUGCUGGACACGCACUGUUUUAUGUUUGCUUUUUUUAAACAUCAUUUCAUCGUCUCCUCUCUUUCUCUCUCCGGCUGCAACUCGUCUUUCAAUAAGAUUUGUAAUAUUUUUUAUCUGUACAUAUUUUGAUGCAACUUGAAGAACCCGACCGGCCUUCAGUCUGUGAAGGUGUUAACAAUGUUUUCAUGUUGAGGCCAGUUUUAAUGAUCCAAUGGACCGCUCGGUGUGAAUUAACCUGAUUGUACAAUAAACUGAAAUGUGCUGAAGUAA
This is a messenger RNA of Anarrhichthys ocellatus (wolf-eel), 1038 nucleotides long. RefSeq names its product dynein light chain 4, axonemal. The record is from RefSeq and is a predicted model, not a curated record. Gene Ontology annotation, biological process: microtubule-based process. Gene Ontology annotation, cellular component: dynein complex. Bases 253 to 492 code for a protein of 79 amino acids. NCBI's taxonomy places the organism in Eukaryota, Metazoa, Chordata, Actinopteri, Perciformes, Anarhichadidae. The transcript has 2 exons.